UUUUGAUGGCCAGGCCCGAGAGCUGAACAGCUUCUUGUCAGUCCCGGCUGUUCAUGCGUGGGACUUAGUGUCCUGCCCGAGAAUGUAGUUCAGACGUGUGUUAAACUCCACCGUUCACGACGCCGAAGUUUCCUCUAUGGCUAAGCGAUCGAAGCCAACCUUCCUACAAUCCAUUGGCGGUACUUCAAAGAGCUCUCCUUAUUACGACGAAGAAGCUGCCCAUGUCAGCCAAAAAAUUGAUGAUGAACUCAAGAGGGAAUGGGCGCGACGAAAGGAUACUCAGAGAAGACAAGUCAAAGUCAUGCUCUUAGGGCAAGCGGAAUCUGGAAAAUCCACGCUGCAAAAGCAAUUCCAACUAUAUUAUGCUCAUCAAACCCUCGACCACGAACGGCCACUGUGGCGGCCUGUUGUUUACUUCAAUAUCAUUAAGGCUGUACGGAUGAUCCUCGAUGAACUUGACCAUGAAUUUUCAACCUUGGAUUCCGAUCAAUCUACCGAAGGCCAGGCCGUCGCACACGCCCUGGCCCCUCUAGGAGAUGUGAAUGGAGAGAUAUCUCGGCUCAGGUCCAGGCUGGUUCCUCUCACAUCAAUGGAGGACUCGCUUGCCUCAGAACUAAACAGCGGAGUUCAUGUUGCUGGAGGUCGCAGUGGGGUGUAUGUUCGCGCUGGGUGGCAAGCCCUUGUAGCUCCACUGUCUCCAAAUCGGAGCCAAGCAGCCCUUGCCACUGGCGGUCCGACGCCUGGUGUCGCACACGUAACAAAUCUAGCAUCGAGGACACUCAUGUCUGUUCAGAACGAAAUCGAUGAUCUAUGGAAACAUCCAGCUGUUCGGAUAUUACUGAAUAAUCGCCGGAUACGACUGGAUGAAUCUGCUCCAUUCUUCUUGGAUGAUAUCGUACGCAUAGCACAAUCUGACUACCUUCCGACAACAGCGGAUUUACUUAAUGUCCGUCUACAAACGCUGGGCGUAUCAGAGCACUCUUUCGACAUUGAACUUUGUGGAACUCGAUACAAUUGGCUGAUGUACGAUGUAGGAGGUGCGAGGCACGCAUGGGUACCAUAUUUUGAUGAUGCAACAGCAAUCAUAUUUCUUGCGCCAAUCAGCGCAUUCGAUCAGUACCUUGAAGAAGAUGGCCGGACUAAUCGACUGGACGAUUCGCUCCAGUUGUUUACCGCGAUAUGUUCGAACAAACUCCUAAAGAAUUCUCACUUGGUACUUUUGCUGAACAAGGUUGACUUGCUGAAGAAGAAGUUAGAAUCAGGAAUCAAAGUUCGGAAGUACAUUACAUCGUACGGAGAUCGGCCCAAUACAUAUGCGGACGUGUCGGAGUAUUUUCGUGCGCACUUUAUCCAGGUCCACCGUCGUAACGACAUCGGACGAAGGGUUCUGUAUGCCCACUUUACCUCUAUGCUUCCUAACGAGCGUCUCUCUUUUGUAGUGGGCGAAGCCAUUAUUCGUUCGCAUAUUGCAAAGACGGGGCUUGCAUGAGCUGCGCACUGCUUCUUGCAGGGUAUACAUGUCAAGAUUCUGAGACUUUCGAUGGAUUUUUCCUCUUUUCCACAUAGCGUAGUCGAUUCCUUUGUACUACAACUACAUUAUAUCUGAUUCCCUUCGCCACCUGCGACUAGAUGUAAACGCUGAAAUUUGUUGCCAGAAACCUCGUUUAGAAUCGAUCGCGAAGUGGGUUUCAGAUACUUUAAGCAAGCGACACAUUGUUACAUGUUAAAAAUUGUGGUGAGUUUUCAUGGACG
This is a messenger RNA of Pisolithus orientalis, 1752 nucleotides long. Its product is annotated as G-protein alpha subunit. Gene Ontology annotation, molecular function: GTPase activity; G-protein beta/gamma-subunit complex binding; G protein-coupled receptor binding. Gene Ontology annotation, biological process: adenylate cyclase-modulating G protein-coupled receptor signaling pathway. Lineage: Eukaryota; Fungi; Basidiomycota; Agaricomycetes; Boletales; Pisolithaceae. The record is from RefSeq and is a predicted model, not a curated record. The transcript is spliced from 13 exons. The coding region runs from base 137 to 1489 and encodes 450 amino acids. Gene Ontology annotation, cellular component: heterotrimeric G-protein complex.